AUCUUUUGCGAAUCAAAAGCGCAUCAUUUCUACAUUUUUUACAUUUGUUGGCUUUGCGAUUAAAUUUUCAUUCGAUCUACAUACUGUCAAUUUGAAUUUGAGUAAUUUAACAUAGAGCGCUCAAUAAAAUCUUAAGCCGUCGAACUGUCCUUCAUAAAUCCAAGAAUCAUCAUCGCUGCCGCCGUCACCAUCGCCAUCAACCACACACGCGCAAAUUUCCUCCCGACUCCUCACACCCACACCCACACCCAGAUUGACAAUCAUCUCACCUCUCCCAAACAAAAAAGCAACAAAAUGCCCUGCUAUACACCCUCCCACAACGUCGUCCACCCCGAAAUCUUCAUCGACUUCGAAUCCCACUAUCGCGAACUCUACGAACUCGUUCUCCACUACCGCAAUGUCCUUGGUAACGACUCGAUCUUGGGUAUUCUGCGCUCUGCUCUCGACGAUGUCGAUACGCGGAUCGAAGAUGCAUUGCGCUUGAAAACUUUGGUUGUGCGAUGUCAUUUUUAUGGGAGACCGAGACUUCGUGGAAUGUAUAAGCAAUUAAUUCGAACGUUGAGAGCUAUACACGCGGAUUUAUUGGAGUGCAUGUAUAUUUAUGAUGGGAAUUGAAGUUGAAGUUGAAGUUGAAGUUGAAACGAAGGGGAAACUGGAGGCUGUAGGAUGGGAGUUAAGGCUUGGAGAGUUGUUAUUUUGGGGUUUGGGAUCUUGGAAUAAUGGGUUAUCGAAAAUGGGAGUAUGGAUGAAUAUAAACUGGGUUAUGAGCGUCUGCGAUGGAAUGAUUUCUAUGAGAGGGAAGGGCCUUUGUGGA
Botrytis byssoidea is the source of this 814-nucleotide messenger RNA. RefSeq lists its product as uncharacterized. NCBI's taxonomy places the organism in Eukaryota, Fungi, Ascomycota, Leotiomycetes, Helotiales, Sclerotiniaceae. The record is from RefSeq and is a predicted model, not a curated record. Bases 295 to 615 code for a protein of 106 amino acids. The transcript has 2 exons.